Molecule: messenger RNA, 10692 nt
Organism: Panthera uncia (snow leopard)
Lineage: Eukaryota; Metazoa; Chordata; Mammalia; Carnivora; Felidae
Gene: ITGAE
Product: integrin subunit alpha E
Biological process (GO): cell-cell adhesion; cell-matrix adhesion; integrin-mediated signaling pathway
Cellular component (GO): integrin complex; external side of plasma membrane
Molecular function (GO): integrin binding
Source: RefSeq, a predicted model, not a curated record
AAUGUCCCUCUGUUCUCCACAGGCCUUGUUCCUCUGGUGGCCUUCAAUGUGGAUGUGGCCCGGACCUGGGUGACUCCUGAGGGAGGCGUACCCUACGUGCUCAACGCCCUUCUGCACCAAGACUCCAGCACCAACCGGACCUGGCUCCUGGUCACCAGUCCUCAAACCAACGGGACAGCAGGCCUCCUACAUCGUUGUUCCCUCAUCCAGGAUGAGAUUCUUUGCCAACCAGUAGAGCAUGCCCCCAUCCCAAAGGGAAGGCACCCGGGAGUGACAGUUGUCCGGAACCACCACAGUGUUUUGAUCUGUAUUCAAGUGAUGUCCCGGAAGCCCCACAGCCUCAGCCCAGAACUCACAGGCACCUGCAGCCUAUUAGCCAACAACUUCCAACCCCAGGCUCAGGUCUACUUCUCUGACCUUGAAAAUCUCCUUGAUCCCAAUGUACAUGUGGAUGCCAGAGACUGCUAUAGGAACAAGAACGGCAGUCUAGAGAAGACAGCCAGGUGGCGCCGGGCUCUGAAGACACAAGAGGGGCAGGAUGACGAAGCAGCUGGCACUGAGAUUGCCAUCAUCCUAGAUGGCUCAGGAAGCAUUGAUCCCCCAGACUUCCAGAAAGCCAAAGACUUCAUUUCCAACAUGAUGAAGAACUUCUAUGCCAAGUGCUUUGAGUGCAACUUUGCCCUUGUGCAAUAUGGGGAAGUGAUACAGACUGAGUUUGAUCUUCGGGACAGCCAGGAUGCGGUGACCUCCCUCGCCAGAGUCCAGAAUAUCACUCAAGUGAAGAGUGUCACCAAGACUGCUUCUGCCAUACAGCAUGUCCUAGACAACAUCUUCACGCCAAGCCACGGCUCCAGAAAAAAUGCACCCAAGGUCAUAGUGGUAAUCACUGAUGGGGACAUAUUUGGGGAUCCACUCAACCUCACGACUGUCAUCAGUUCCCCAAAGAUGCAAGGUGUUGAGCGCUUUGCCAUCAGGGUGGGAAAUGAGAGUACUAAGACCCUCAAGGAACUGAAGCUGAUUGCCUCAGACCCAUUUGAGAGACAUGCAUUCACAGUGACCAAUUAUUCAGCCCUGGAUGGACUGCUGAGCAAAUUGCAGCAGAAUAUCAUUCACACGGAAGGCACUGUUGGAGAGGCCCUCCACUACCAACUGGCACAGAUCGGGUUCAGUGCCCAGAUCCUGGAUGAGGGGCAGGUGCUGCUCGGUGCCGUCGGGGCCUUUAACUGGUCAGGGGGAGCACUGCUCUACAACUUGCACAGCCGCCGGGGUCGCUUCCUGAACCAGACUGCAGCAGAUACCAAGACUGCACAGUACAGCUAUCUAGGUUACUCAGUGGCCCUGCUGCACAAGGCCUGUGGCCUCUCCUAUGUGGCAGGGGCUCACGGUACAAGCAGCGGGGGGCCGUGUUUGAGCUUCAGAAGGAGGGCAAAGAGACCAACUUCGUGCCAGUGCUGGAGGGAGAGCAGAUGGGAUCCUAUUUUGGCUCUGAGCUGUGCCCUGUGGACGUACAUGGAUGGGACCACGGACUUCUUGCUCGUGGCUGCUCCUUUCUACCACAUUUACGGAGAGGAAGGCAGAGUCUACGUGUACCAUCUGAACAAGCAGAAUGGUUCCUUCUCUUUGGCACACACGCUGAGUGGGUACCCUGGAUUCACCGAUGUCCGAUUUGGCUUUGCCAUAGCAACAGUGGGGGAUAUCAGUCAGGAUAAGCUCACAGAUGUGGCCAUUGGGGCCCCCCUGGAGGGUUUUGGGGCAGAUGAUGGUACCAGCUUCGGCAGCGUGUACAUCUACAAUGGACGCUGGGAUGGCCUUUCUACCACCCCCUCUCAGCGGAUCAGAGCCUCAGAGGUGGCCUCAGGACUCCACUACUUUGGCAUGUCAGUGGCUGGUGGCUUAGAUUUCACUGGUGACGGCCUUGCUGACAUCACCGUGGGCACUCUGGGCCGGGCAGCUGUGCUCCGCUCAAGACCUGUGGUUUACCUGAAUGUGUCCAUGACCUUCACCCCCAUGGCACUGCCCAUUGGCUUCAACAGCAGUGUGAAUGCUUUUUUGUGUUUUGAAAUCAGCUCUGUGACUACAGCUGCUGAGAAAGGCCUCAAAGACACGGUUCUGAACUUCACAUUGGACGUGGAUGUGAUGAAGCAGAGGAAAAGACUGCAGUGUUCAGACAAGAAUAUUUGUCAGAGCCACCUUAGGGAAUGGGAUGGCAGUGUGUCCCGUCUUUGUGAGCCCCUCCUGCUCAUUCCCACAGAGGGAAAGCUCUGUGAGGAGGACUGCUUCUCCAGCAUCAGCGUCAAGGUCAGCUACCAACUCCAGACCUCAGAGAGCCAGAGGGACCAUCCCCACCCUGUUUUGGACCUCUACACUGAGCCCUUCACCAUCUUCCAGCUGCCCUAUGAGAAGAACUGCAUGAAUAAGCUGUUUUGUGUUGCUGACUUACAGAUGGCCAUCACCACCUCUCAGCAGGAAUUGGUGGUGGGUCUCACAAAGGAGCUGACUCUGAACAUUAACCUAACUAACUCUGGGGAAGAUUCCUACAUGACGAGCAUGGCUUUGAAUUACCCCAGAAACUUACAGUUUAAGAGGAUACAGAAGCCUCCUUCUCCAGACAUUUGGUGUGAUGACCCUAAGCCAACUGCUUCUGUGCUGGUCAUGAACUGCAAGAUUGGUCACCCUAUACUCAGGAGGUCGUCUGCAAUCUUUUCAGUAAUUUGGCAGCUAGAAGAGAAUGCCUUUCCAAACAGGACAGCCAGUAUCACUGUGACAGCCACCAAUUUCAAUGGAAAACAGUCUUUGGUCACAAAGACCCAGAGCCUUCAGUUCAAGCAUGCCUUCAUUGCAGUUCUUCCCAAACCGUCAGUGAUAUACAUGAACACAAGCCAGGGGCUUUCCGUCUACAAAGAAUUCUUCUUCAGUAUACAUGGGGAAAAUCUCUUUGGAGCCGAAUUCCAGCUGCAAAUUUGUGUUCCAAUCAAAUUACAAGAUCUCCAGAUUAUAAGAGUGAAAAGCCUGACAAAAAUUCAGGACCACACUCUGUGCAGCCAGACUCAGGUGGAAAGGUGCGGGAGCGAUCCUGUUCAGCAUGGGAAGAAAUGGCAUUCAGUGAGCUGUGUCAUCACUUCAAAUAAGGAAAAUGUAACGGUGGCUGCAGAGCUCUACUUGAGUCAAUUUCAGCAGUUACAGAGAGAUGUAAAUGAACUGCAGAUCCUUGGUGAAAUAACUUUCAACAAAUCUCUGUAUGAGGGGCUUAAUGCAGAGAACCACAGAACUAAGAUCACUAUCAUCUUCCUGAAAGAGAAGGAGUAUUUGCACCUCAUCUUUAUAAGCAGUGCUGGUGGCCUUCUGGUUUUGAUUGUGAUUAUAAUCACCCUUUUCAAGUUUGGCUUUUUUAAAAGAAAAUACCAGCAUCUGAACUUGGACAGCACACGGAAGGCCUCGCUGAAAUCAGAGAAUCUGCUCACAGAAGAAAAUUAGGACCAGCUUCCUUAUCCAUUGGGAGAGAACAUCAGCCAGUCGUUCAAGUUCUAGAGACUUGGUGUCGUUACUUUUUUUUUUUUUUUUUUAAGAUGAUCUAGAGCAGAAUCUAACAAAUUGUUAAUGGAACAUUGUUUUUUAACCAUACACUGUCCCCAGAGUGUCUGUGUAUUGUGCAGAAAAUAAACUUGGGAAACAUUUGAAAUUAAAUAAAAUUAAAUUUUUCUUUAAAGAAGUGCCUUUAAUACAGAAAUCUACUUUGUGAUAUUUUUUUUCUCCAAGAGGAGGUAUAGCAAUUUCCAACCUUAUUUGCCUAAGAAUGCUUUUUUCUUGGCAUUUCCAUUGAUGUCUCCCAACAUAGUGUUCUACAAAGUACAUCUUGGGGGACAGUGGUCAAAAGAUCCUGGCAUUUUCAAGAUCCUAAGAUGUGGCCUAUUACUUCAAAUCAAAACACAAAAAAAGCACGCCUGGAACAAAUGUAAAAAGUAGAAAAACAGAGGUCACCAAAACAGGAACUAGGAGGUGAGGAGAAAAGCAAGACUGUUCUGUAGUUUCAUUUCUGUUGUAUGUAUGAAUACAUCUAUUUCAUGCACUGUGCUAAUCCUUACCCAGCUUCCUGCUCAGUGGAUUGCUCAGGGAGACUUCUGUUCCUUGGUAAAUACUGUCACCAGGAGAGAGCAUUCUUCCACAGGAGGAGAUGGAACCUGGCCUGGGAGUUGGGGGCACAGAGAUGAGGGCCUAGUUACAGGCCGGCUUCGCUCUUAGUAUCUUAUUUUAUUUUUAUAUCCCUUGCUGUCAAAACUUGGCCCCAUCUCCCCACUUUUAACCCUGCAAUGGAACAGUCUUUGUUUUCAUGGAUCAUAAAAGUCAUUGCAAUAAAUUAAAUGGUGUAUCAGUAUAUAAUGUAGAAAGAUAUCCUUGUCUUCUUGAUCUAAUUCAGAUGCUUUCGUUAUUUUUUUAAUUUUUAAUUUUUUCUGAAAUGUGUGUGUGUAUAAAGUGCAAAUUAGGGACUGAGUUUUGCUUUUUGUUUUGUUUUUCUCCCAGAAGCAUAACUAACUUUCACAGCACCAUUAACUGAAAUAACCACCUCCUUUUGGCUUAUUCACGCUCUCCCGUUUCGCAGGGGCUAAAAGGCUUCAAACAUCUCCCAGACUCCUUUGAGGUGGGUUUCUAAUUUCGAUUUUGCCAGUGAGAGGCACUUGAAUGAGAUGGAAGGUAGAAAGAUAGGAGGUCUUUCUUUUGGUUGCGGCAGCAGUGGUGGAGGCAGGUGAGUACAGACCCCUGAGCAGCAGUGCCACAGCGCAGCCCCUCCCUGCAACUCCCGACCUCUGGGUGAUACCAACUCUCCCGUUUUUAUCUCCCAGCCCUCCCAACAGAUUUGAAACAUAACUCUCAUUAGUAAAUCCCUUUCUGCUUGAAAUAUCUAGAGUGGUUUCUGUUUUCCUGUUGACCUUGAGUCCAACUAUUUUAUUUCCAGUGAAUAACAGCUGUCUCUAUGUCAUUAAUGAAAUGUCCAUUAAUAAAUUAAAAUUCUGGGGCGCCUGGGUGGCUCAGUCGGUUGGGCGUCCGACUUCAGCUCAGGUCACGAUCUUGUGGUCCGUGGGUUUGAGCCCCGCAUCGGGCUCUGGGCUGAUGGCUCAGAGCCUGGAGCCUGCUUCCGAUUCUGUGUCUCCCUCUCUCUCUGCCACUCCCCUGUUCAUGCUCUGUCUCUCUCUGUCUCAAAAAUAAAUAAAACGUUAAAAAAAAUUUUUUUUAAUAAAUUAAAAUUCUGCUGUUACUACUCGUGAAAUUCCUAUGAAUACAUAUAAAUUCUGGAAAUUUAAUUUUGUUUCACUGAUGUGUUUGUUACUGUACCAGUACCACAAUUGAAGGAACACUUUUUAGCAUUAUGCAAAUGAUAAAUUCUAAACAGCACAAAGGUAUCUAAAAAAUAAAAAGUUAGUCUCCCUCUCCUCUCCACCUCCAAUCUCUUUCCAAAAGCAACCACUGUUAAUACAUUUUUAGAUAUUCUUUAAAAAUAUUCCUCUGCAUAUACCAGCAUAUGCAUAUCCAUGUAUGGAUAUAGGAAUUAGAUUGUAUAGAUUGUUCUCCCUCCUACUUUUUCAUCUAAUGGAUUUUAGGCACCUUUCGGUAGCAACCUCUGCAGAUCUACCCCAUCCUUUUUAACAGUUCCGUGAUACACUGCAUUGUAUUUACCUAACAAAUCCCUACAAGUGGAUAUUUAGGUUGUUUCUAUUUCUUUCCUUCUUUUUAUUACAAAGAAAAGGUGUGAUGAACAUCUCUAAACACGUAUCCUCCCUGGUGUGCUUUUCAAGUAUGUCGAUGGGUAAGUUCCCAGCACAAUCACUGGCUCCGAGAUGACGUGCAUUUAAAAUUUUGAUAGACGAAAUAAGUCAUGGGAACGAAAGGUACAGAACGGGGAUUGUAACCAGUGGCAUUGUGACAACACUGUAUGGUGACACAGGUAGCUACACUUGUGGUGAGCACAGCAGAACAUGUAGAGUUGUUGAAUCACCGUUGUACGCCUGAAACGAAUAUAACAUUGUCAGCUACACUUCAAUUCAGUUGUUUUUGAUAGAUGAUCACAACCUCCAAAAGGUUUCUACCAGUUGACACCCCCACUCAGAGAAUAUCAAAGUGCCACCGUGUCCAUUGCCACCAGCUGGGCAUCAUCACAUUUUCACUAUUUUGCCAACCUGAUCAUUGUGGAAAAUGGGAUUCUGUUUUUGAUACCAGUUUUCAUUAUAACUUUUAGUAAACUGUGAUACCUGAUAGGACAUUUUCAUUCUUAAGAAAAACUACUGCUUCUAUUCUUUCAGAUAAUUCUUAAUAUCAGUGUUUCAGAUUCCUAAAAGAAAACCUUUGAGGUUUUAAUUUAAAUGUACAGAUUAGGUUGGGGCACCUGGGUGGCUCAGUCGGUUAAGCGUCUGACUUCAGUUCAGGUCACGAUCUCGCGGUCCGUGGGUCGAGCCCCACGUCGGGCUCUGGGCUGAUGGCUCGGAGCCUGGAGCCUGCUUCCGAUUCUGUGUUUCCCUCUCUCUCUGCCCCUCCCCCGUUCAUGCUCUGUCUCUCUCUGUCUCAAAAAUAAAUAAACGUUAAAAAAAUUUUUUUUAAAUAAAUAAAUGUACAGAUUACGUUGAGGAGAACUGCUUUCUUUACAGCAUUAUUUUCUUACUCAGAAAUAAGAUAUUUCUCCACUCGCUGAGAUUUUUGAAAACACCCUGCAGCAAGGUUUUAUAAUUUCUUUCAGAGAUCUUAAUUUAUGAAGACUUUUAUUUUCAGCUGUAUUGUUGUUUUUUUUUUUUUUAAGUUUAUUUUUGAGAGAGAGAGCGCAUGUGCAUACAUGCCAGCAGUGGAGGGGCAGAGAGAGAGAGAGAGAGAGAGUGAGAGAGAGAGAGAGAGAGAAAAUCCCAAGCAGGCUCUGCACUGUCAGCACAGAGCCCGAUGUAGGACUUGAAUUCCCAACUGUGAGAUCAGGACAUGAGCCAAGAGUCAGAUGCUUAACCGACUGAGCCACCCAGGCUCCCCUAUAUUAUAUUUUUUAUUGCUACUGUGAAAAAUGUCUUUUUCCCCUGGCUGAUUAUAGAGCUUGUAUUUAGAAAAUUUGUUCUUUUGAAUAUUUUAUCUGGCCAUCUUACUGAACUCUGUUUUUUAAAUAACUUUUUAGUUGAUUCUCUUGGAUUUUCAAAGGAGAAAAUCCUGUCUGGAAAUAAUGGUGAUUUGGGGGACGCCUGGGUGACUCAGUCGGUUAAGUGUCCAACUUUGGCUCAGGUCAUGAUCUCGCAGUUUACGAGUUUGAGCCCCACAUCAGGCUCCGUGCUGACAUCUCGGAGCCUAGAGCCUGCUUCAGAUACUCUGUCCCCCUCUCUCUGUGCCCCUCCUCCACUCAUGCAUGUGCUCUCUCUCUCUCUCAAAAAUAAAUAAAUGUUAAAAAAAAAGAAAUAAUGGUGAUGUGGAGUCUUUCUUGUAUUUGUACUCUUUUUCACCCUUAUUUCUUUGACUAGAACUUGUAGAGCUCUGGGAAGUUAACUUUGCCUGAUGUUAAGGGGAUUGCUGUGUGUACCCUCCACUGUCUGCCUCACAGCCUGUCCAUGGUCUCACUCCCUGCCACUCUGCCUUUGGUAAUUUCUGGGGCUUGAUUGGAGAACCCAUCCACUUCUCAUGGAGCCUCUUAUGUUACCUGUGUUAAAUCACUGGCUCUUUAGCGUGAUCAGCUUUUCUGCUGAUCUGAUUCCAUCUGCAUCACUUCUUCCAAGAAUUCCUUCAUAUUUUUGGUUCCUUUAUUGUAUCAUUCUCAAUUUCCAGUGCUACCAUGGACUUCUUCCCUCUUUACACUUCUUGAGUUACUUCAGAGGAUUUGUCUUUGAAGGCAAAGAAAGAGGUAAGUUUGCUUAGAUAUUUUCCUAUUGUUGGAUCCAGGAGUUAUAUCCAAGUUUGCAGUGUUUUAGGUGAGUUGCACCCCUUGGAUUUAUAUUUUUUUAAACAAUUAUUAUUAUGGGGCGCCUGGGUGGCUCAGUCGGUUAAGCGUCCGACUUCGGCUCAGGUCAUGAUCUCACGGUCUGUGAGUUCGAGCCCCGCAUCAGGCUCUGUGCCGACCGCUCAGAGCCUGGAGCCUGUUUCAGAUUCUGUGUCUCCCUCUCUCUCUGGCCCUCCCCCGUUCAUGCUCUGUCUCUCUCUGUCUCAAAAAUAAAUAAACAUUAAGAAAAAAUUAAAAAAAAAUUAUUAUUACAAAUAAGAUCCUACUCCCAUUAUAACAGUCAAGCCUUAUAUUGACCACCUAUGAGCUAUUGACUGAGCUGUGCUGAUCUGAUUGGAGUUAAACCAAUGCACUUGUAGUCAAGAGACUGUGUAAGGGACCAGUCUGAGAAGGGAAAGGACUAUUAUAAACAGAGACAUGAUUAGAUUUUACAAAUUCAUCUGCUAUAGCUUGGGCCAAGGCCUUUAUUCUAAAAGAUGCUUUUCUAGUGCCAGGCAUUUUCCAUUUCCUGUUCAUCGUCCUCUCCCUGAGAACAGGAAGUGCCAAAGCUUGUAUAGAUACAAGGACAAUGGGUUAUGGCUGCUGUCUUGACCAGAUAAGGACCAAGAUGAAGUCAGCUUGACACUAGCAUGGGGAAAAUGCCCCUUGUGAUUUCUCUGUUUUCAUUUCCCCCGUUUAACACCUAGUGAGCACAGAUUCAAAUAACCUUUCUCUCUUCUGAAAACAUCUGAACUUUGGUUGUUGAAGAAGGCAUGACAUCAAGCAGAUGUGAAAACCUUAAUCUGGCAAGCUUGUUAGGCCUAAUUAAAUUUUGAGAAAGGAUGCUUCGUAUGGCAAAGCUCAGCAGUCUUACAUUAUCCGUAUAUAGUGAAAGGUCUGUGCACAUCUUCUGUACCCUUACGAGAAGGGAAAUUAGGUAUUUUAGGGAUAUAGGUAUUUUGGGGUCUCCUAGCUAUAAUUAGUAAUGGUAAGCCUUGUAAUAGUGCCAGAAUUUUACCAUUACUUUUUUUUUUUAAAAAAGAUUUUAUUUUUAAGAAAUCUCUACACCCCACGUGGGGCCUGAACUCACAACCACAAGAUCAGUAGUUGCAUGCUCCACCCACCGACUGAGCCAGCCAGCCACCCCUACCAUUAUUUUAAGAACAGAUUUAGUGGGGCGUCUGGGUGGCUCAGUUGGUUAAGCCUCCUACUUCGGCUCAGGUCAUAAUCUUGCUGUCUGUGAAUUCGAGCCCAACAGCGGGCUCUGUGCUGACAGCUCAGAGCCUGGAGCCUGCUUCGGAUUCUGUGUCUCCCUUUCUCUCUGUGCCCCUCCCCUGCUCAUGCUCUGUCUCUCUCUGUCUCUCAAAAAUAAAUAAACCUUAAAAAAAAUUAACAAAACAAAACAGAUUUAGUAAAUGGAAUCAAGGGAAACAUUUAAUCACUUUAGGAAGAGUAGUUCUAGUAUCAGAGGUCAGGAAGUAGCUGGACGCACCUAAAUAGACAAUUUCCAACUUCAGUUAACUUGACUUUGAUUAGUGGAAGUAUAUUUUGGAAAGUACAUAACUAAUAACACUCUCACAGUAAGAUCACAGUGAAAAGUGAAAAACUGCCUUUGUCACACCCUGCCCCACCCUGUGGCCCUCCUUAGAAGCUGAGGUGAACUGGUGUGGUGUACAUCCUUCCAGGCUUUAUCCUGUGCACUUGUAAAUAUUCACAUAAAUACGUAUAUAGUACAUAGGUUUGGGGUUUUGUUUUGUUUUCCUUCUUUUUUUUUUAAAUAGCAUUAUAUAAUUUUUUUAAUGUUUAUUUUUGGGAAAGACAGAGCACAAGGGGGCAGGGACAGAGAAGGAGACACAGAAUCCAAUGCAGGCUCCAGGCUCUGAGCACAGAGCCUGAUGUGGGCUCAAACCGUGAACUGUGAGAUCGUGACCUGAGGCAAAGUUGGAUGCCUAACUGACUGAGCCACCCAGGCGCCCCUGUUUUCUUUUACAUAAAUAGAACCAUAUAUUUUGCCAUUUGUGAGAAUUUGUGACCAUUUUCAAGGAACCAGUGUCAGAGAAAAAAAUGCUGCUGACAAAUGUAGGUGGAUGGGAUGGGGAGAAGUGACACCUUGGUCUAGUGUGUCUUUGGGGAAUUAAUAACUGUGCAGAGCUCUUUACAGUAUAAACUGUAAAGAGACCCUUUCAACUUUUCCAAAAGUGGAAUUAAAGACAUUUUUGUAAUUGCUAUAGGAUGCCAAAUAGCUUUCCAGAAGGACUGAGCCGUGUUACAUGGUUAUCAGCAGCAUGAACAUGUCCUGGGAUCUCUGUUUUUACUUGACUUAUUUGCUUAAUGGAUAUAUAAUCAUAGCUUUAGUUUACCUUACUUUGUCGGCAAGACCAUGUACUUUCCCAUGAAAUAAGAAGACGUUUUUUGGGGGGGACGCCCGGGGCUAAAUCGGUUAAGCAUCUGACUUCGGCUCAGGUCAUGAUCUUGCGGUUCCUGGGCUUGAACCCUGCAUCAGGCUCUUUGCUGUCAGUGUAGAGCCCACUUCGGCUCCUCUGUCCACCCACUCUCUGCCCCUGCCUCUCUCUCUCUCUCAAAAAUAAGUAAACAACAACAACAACCACAAAAAAGAUGACUUUUUUGUGCCCUCUGUGCUUUACUUUCUUGUCCAGUUCAAAUGUGGCCCUGGUUCCUUCUCAUUAGCUCUUCUGGACUGCACCGUCUUCUGGGAUAGAAGUAAGAGGUGUAUUUCUCCCUCUGAACUUUGGAGCCUCUGG